AUGGCGUCUGCGGCAGCCUCUGGCCUCCUCACCUCGCUACUGCUGCUGCUGCUCCUGAGACCCGCGCCCAUGGCGGCCCACUCUGUGCCCCUGCCGGCAGCCUUCCUGGAGGACGUGGCGGGCAGUGGCGAGGCCGAGGGCUCGUCGGCCUCCUCCUCGAGCCUCCCGCCGCCCUGGACCCCGGCCCUCAGCCCCACACCCGCGGAGCCCCAGCCUACGCCCCCGGUGGGCCCCCCGCCCCCUACCAACCUCCUGGACGGCCUCGUGGACUUCUUCCGCCAAUACGUGAUGCUCAUCGCCGUGGUGGGCUCCCUGGCGUUGCUGCUGAUGUUCAUCGUCUGCGCCGCCCUCAUCACCCGCCAGAAGCACAAGGCCUCGGCCUACUACCCGUCGUCCUUCCCCAAGAAGAAGUACGUGGACCAGAGCGACCGGGCCGGGGGCCCCCAGGCCUUCAGUGAGGUCCCCGACAGGGCCCCCGCCAGCCGGCCCGAAGAGGCCCUGGAUUCCUCCCGGCAGCUCCAGGCUGACAUCCUGGCCGCCACCCAGACCCUCAAGUCCCCCGCCAGGGCUGCACCUGGCAGCGAUGCUGCCAGGAUGCUGGAGGGCAGGGCGGAGGGAAAGGAGACGGGCAGCCAGGAGGUGGACCCGGAUGCCCAGGGACGCGGGGGCCCGGAGGAGGCACCAGAGGCGCUGGGGGAGGCAUGCUCGGCAGGGGCCGAGGGGGCGUGUGUGGCGGGUGGGGGGAAGGGAGGCCUUCCUGGCAGCCCCUCCCCUCCACCAGCCAGGGGCCAGAGCUUGGGUUUCAUAACACACAAUGGCCUCUGUCUCACUCAGUGGGGAUGGGCCCUCCCUUUUUCGGCCCAGCCAGGCCUGCCACGGAGAUCCGGAGAGUCGAAGAUGAAUGCCUGUGUGCUGUGUGGCUCUGACCAAAUGCAUCUGAUGCGCACCGAAGGUGAAAUCCUGGAUGUAGACCAGCCUUUCAUUUCACGUCCUGACUCGCUGGGAGGCUCAGAGGAAAUGCUUGUGGAAGGCUCGGCCAGGCUCAGGUGCACCAGGGUGGUUGUGCCGUCCAGGCUGCUCCCUAGGGAGCGCUCAAGAGCAGCUGCUUGGGCGGCCUGGUCCCUGAGGUGCGGUGGCUCCUCCGCUGAGCCCGACUUGUCCAGCGUGGCGCUGGAGGCCAGUCAGUGCCUCAAGGGACGCCGGGAGGCCAGCGCCCGUCCCCCCCUCAAGGCCGGCUCUCGAAUGAAGAGCGGAGUGCAAGCAGGCCGUGGGGGAGUUGGACACCCGCUCUGUGCCUGCCCUAGGGGCGGUCGUGACCCGGGGGGCUCAGGGAAUCCCCUCGGCUCCCAAACCUUCCACCCCUGCGAUUCCCUCCCUUCUUAA
This is a messenger RNA of Carlito syrichta (Philippine tarsier), 1383 nucleotides long. RefSeq names its product transmembrane protein 119 (gene TMEM119). Gene Ontology annotation, cellular component: plasma membrane. Gene Ontology annotation, biological process: positive regulation of osteoblast proliferation; ossification; positive regulation of bone mineralization. Bases 1 to 1383 code for a protein of 460 amino acids. The transcript has 4 exons. Lineage: Eukaryota; Metazoa; Chordata; Mammalia; Primates; Tarsiidae. The record is from RefSeq and is a predicted model, not a curated record.